Messenger RNA from Porites evermanni, 1686 nucleotides. The record is from the annotation of a GenBank genome assembly. NCBI's taxonomy places the organism in Eukaryota, Metazoa, Cnidaria, Anthozoa, Scleractinia, Poritidae.
AUGGCGUCUUCUACCAGGUUAGUUACUGAUUCCUUUCCAAAGACUAAAAAAGACAGACCGAUUAACCAAAAGCUAAAGCAAUCAAAGGCCAAAGAUGUGAUUCAUCAAAAAGGUAAGAAUUACUCACUAGUUUUGGGAAGCCCUAACGGUGGGUAGCCUGACAAUGGUGACAUGAUCGGGGAGAUAUUUCUAAAACAGCUGUAGCCAUAGAUUUCCCCUGGCUCCUUUAGGACAACCCCCGGCUGCCUGGAACGCGAAGAACUUGCUCGUUGUUAAACUUUCUGCCUUCUUAUUUCAUUUACCGAGCAGCUUGAAAUGUUAGUGACAGCACUGCAUAACGUACAAGUAGCAGUUGAAUUAUUGCUGACCCUGAAUAUUUUCUUCCAAUGAUGCUAGUAUAAAUACAAUAAUAUUGCUCCAUUCUGAUUGUUCAUGUGCUUAGCAUACUGCUUGGCAGUCUACAAGCUGCAAGCUAAGAGUGUUUGGUAAUCAAAUAUAGACAAUAGUUUGAGUUUGUUCAGUUACCAGUCUAGGUCAAUUCUUGGAUUCUGUUCAAUUACCAAACAUUCAACAGCCAUUUAUCUUUUCUUUAGAUCAAAAGGAAACUAAGGACCAGGAACUGAACCUUGAAAAAGCCCUCUUGGUAUUAAAAGAAUUUGACUUAGACUCUGAAUAUGGCCCCUGUAUUGGUAAGUUAACAAUGUUUAUUACCGUGGUUCUCAGCAUCAUAAUAUGGAGAGGUAUAGCAAAGACAAUUCACAAGAUGGUAGUGAUGACAGAUGUUGAAUCGGGGUAGGAGCGCAGGCUCAUUUCCUGAACAGAAGCUGGUAAUCGGGACUUGACCUACUUUGAUUUCAUUCAGUCCUUUCCACACAUUUCCACAUUCUCAUUUCAUGUUGCAUUGUCUUUGCUAAAUCUUUGCAAUAUAUACAUGAGGGGGGGAGGUUGGACCCCUCCCCUUGCCCAAUACUAGUGAUUUAAAUGGGGAUUUUCCAGCAUAGUCUUAUGCUUCAGUCAUUUAGCAAGAAUUAAAACUGUUGAAUUAUAAAUUAUGGAGAUCCCGCUAAUACUGGCUGAUGGCUUCUUUCUAUAAAAUUGUUUAAACUUUUCUCUGGUAAAACAUUUCAAACAAAAUUGAAGCUUUUUAGUUAACAGAAACUGUUGCUUUCAAAUGCAGUCAUUAUUUGGUCUUUAAGGUAUGGAAAUUGAAACUCUGUUUUAGACUACAAAACACAAAGUGAAUAUAAGGACAUCAAAGAAAGACCUCUCAGGAGGGCUUUGGGUCAUGGAGUGUUAUGGUCAUGUUGCAUUCACUUUUGACCCAUAAAGCAAAGCGAAAUUAUGGUGGUUUGAAUGUUUGACUUGUUAACAACAUUUUGUUUGGUUUUGAUUUUUCAAGCUAUAGGUGGUAGCAACUAAAAAGUGUUUGAUCAUGCAGCAUGAAAUUACAUUUUUGGUGGAUGUUAUAUUAAAUAUACAAGUCCAGUAAUUAUUUUGUUGAUAAGUGUUGUUAUGGCUUUUCAAGGAAUUACCAGAUUAGAGAGGUGGGAGAGAGCUGAAGAAUAUGGCCUUUACCCACCAAGAGAAGUCAAGUCAAUCAUUCUGCAGCAUCCUAAUGACACUACAUUUACUGAAUGGUAUGUAGCAAUAUUAUUGUUCUUUUCUGUGUUCUGUAUUGUUCCUUGA